This is a messenger RNA of Aspergillus mulundensis, 1662 nucleotides long. RefSeq lists its product as uncharacterized. Gene Ontology annotation, molecular function: beta-glucosidase activity. Gene Ontology annotation, biological process: carbohydrate metabolic process. Bases 1 to 1662 code for a protein of 553 amino acids. The transcript is spliced from 3 exons. The record is from RefSeq and is a predicted model, not a curated record. Lineage: Eukaryota; Fungi; Ascomycota; Eurotiomycetes; Eurotiales; Aspergillaceae.
AUGUUUGUCCUCGCCUCCAUCGGCAUAGCCACCGUCCUUUUGAAGUAUGCUCAUGCAUCCUUAAUGGACGCCAUGUUCCACUACACCCAGGUCAUCUUAACACGCUAUGCCACGCCCCUAAGCAGCUCCGUGGCAUACCCCACGCCCUUUGCACGGCCAUUCAGCGAGGUGUCAUCGCUGCUCCCUCUCAAUGCAACAUAUACCGCGUACACCUUGGAGCUGAAUGGAGGAAUUGGCAACGGGGAAUAUGGAUCCGAUGCGUAUGCCGGGUUAUGGGCGAACCUAUUGUACACGUCGUCUCCACCAUUCACCAGCACUCGUGCUGCAGUGCCCGUGGCGUCGUGUGAGCUGAUCUUUCCGCCACCGAUGUACUAUACCGUAGCCCGUGAGCACAGUGGAAAGCUGCCCUCAGACUUUGUAUGGGGGGUAUCAGCGAGCGCCUGGCAAAUUGAAGGCGCCUUGCAGCACGAUGGUUGGGGUCCUUCGGUGAUGGAUGUGACCGGUGCCGUGCAGUCAGCCAACAACCGGUCUGACGCUAACGUCGCUGCGAUGCACUAUUUCGUGUACAAGGAGGGCAUUGCCCGCCUGGCAGCGAUAGGCGUUCCAUACCUGUCCAUCUCCAUAUCUUGGACGCGGAUCGUCCCCUUCGGCACCGCGGACUCGCCGAUCAACACCAAGGGUCUUGACCACUAUGACGACGUGAUAAACACCUGCCUGGAACAUGGCAUCACUCCGAUUACCACCCUCAACCAUUUUGACUUUCCGUUGGGUCAAAUGGACGACUUCUCGACGCUGCCGGAGAACUUUCUCUAUUAUGCCAAACAUGUCAUCACUCGCUUCGCCGAUCGCGUGCCGUACUGGUUCACAUUUAAUGAGCCAAACAUCGCCACUCUAAAUCUCGUCGAUGACUGGAAUGAUCUGAUUACCAUACAGGAAGCUCACGCUGCCGUGUACCACUGGUACAAAGACGAGCUAGGAGAUGGCCACAACGAGUCCCAUGUGCACGCCACAGCACGGUACCAGGAAUUUGUCCUUGGCAUCAUGGGAAACCCGCUUUUCCUUGGCCAGCAGAUUCCCUCGUCAGUCCUGGAAACAGACACGUUAGGUCUUCCCCCUUAUCGGCAUCGCAAAUUGCCCGCUUCAACGGUACGGUGGGCUUUUGGGCCUUUGACCCAUAUGUUGCUCAGUUCGCAGCGCCUGCUAUCGAAGGGAUUGACUCGCGUGCCAAAAAUCCACGUAACCCCGACUGGCCACUCUGCGGAAUGCGUACUCCGCACUCGCACCACAAUACGCGCGCCAGCAACUGAAAUACGUGUGGGAUACUUUUCAUCCGUCCGGCAUAAUGGUAUGGUCACGGAGUUCGGUUUCAACCCGUUUCGCGAGGGAGAGCGCUCGGAGGAUGCCCAGCGGUAUGAUCUUGAGGGAACCCUCUACUACAAGGGCUUUCUCGGAGAAGUGUUCAAGGCCAUUCAUGAAGAUGGUGUCGAUGUUAUUGGGGCGCUGGCGUGGUCGAUCAUGGUUAAUAACGAGUUCGGCAGUUACGAGGAGCAAUACGGGUUGCAGACUGUGAAUAGAUCCGAUGGGACAUUCCGAGGGCGGUUUAAGCGGAGUAUCUUUGAUUUUGUGGAUUUCUUCCACUGUCGUGUUGAGGUGGAGGGGUAG